GUCGGCCGCGACAUGUACAUCGUCGGCUCUGGGUUCGUUGAAGUGCUGGACGCCCCAGGGUCGAGCGUCGUCAGGAAGCGCCUUCAGGUUGGCAGCGUGUUCGGAGAGAACAGCCUGCUGACGCCACACUGCAGACGCUGCGUCGAUAUCAGGUCCCCCGGAUUCACGACGCUGUUUCGCCUGGGACGGGAGCGGUUCUGGACGCUGGCGCACCUAUACCCGGACGUGGAGCGAACCAUCCAGCGGCGCACGAGGCGCCGGCUGGCCAAGUCGGCGCAGCGCCGCAGCUGGGGCAUGCAGCUCGGCUCCGACGCCGUGCCCGUGUGUCAGUUCAACGCCGCGGCGAGCGCACCGCGCUGAGUAGUAGCAGGCACUGGAGCUGAGUGGUGCGGGUGCUGGAACUGAGUGGUAGCGGAUACUGGAACUGAGCUGGUAGCAAUGGAGCUGAGUGGUAGCGGGUGCUGGAACUGAGCUGGUAGCAAUGGAGCUGAGUAGUAGCGGGUAACUGGAACUGAGCUGGUAGCAAUGGAGCUGAGUGGUGGCGGGUGCUGGAACUGAGCUGGUAGCAAUAAAGCUGAGUGGUAGCGGGUAACUGGAACUGAGCUGGUAGCAAUGGAGCUGAGUGGUAGCGGGUGCUGGAGCUGAGCUGGUAGCAAUGGAGCUGAGUGGUAGCGGGUAACUGGAACUGAGCUGGUAGCAAUGGAGCUGAGUGGUAGCGGGUGCUGGAACUGAGCUGGUAGCAAUGGAGCUGAGUGGUAGCGGGUAACUGGAACUGAGCUGGUAGCAAUGGAGCUGAGUGGUGGCGGGUGCUGGAACUG
Molecule: messenger RNA, 818 nt
Organism: Amphibalanus amphitrite
Lineage: Eukaryota; Metazoa; Arthropoda; Thecostraca; Balanomorpha; Balanidae
Product: cyclic nucleotide-gated cation channel-like
Exons: 2
Coding region: 13-360 (115 amino acids)
Molecular function (GO): protein-containing complex binding
Source: RefSeq, a predicted model, not a curated record